This is a messenger RNA of Antrostomus carolinensis (chuck-will's-widow), 1315 nucleotides long. Its product is annotated as AP2-associated protein kinase 1. The transcript is spliced from 5 exons. The annotation marks the transcript as partial. NCBI's taxonomy places the organism in Eukaryota, Metazoa, Chordata, Aves, Caprimulgiformes, Caprimulgidae. The record is from RefSeq and is a predicted model, not a curated record.
CACCUGAUUAAUGUUGUCUUUUCUUGUGAUUUUUUUAUUUGCUUUUUUUCUCUGCUGCCUUCCUUCAUCCUUUUCCCGCUUAACCCAGAAAAACUGAUAGAGGGACUCAAAUCUCCUGAGACUGCGCUUCUGCUCCCUGAUAUCCUGCCUCUCGCUGACCCCUUCGGUAGCACGACAGAUGCUGUGAAUGGAAAACUCGACGUAGCUGUUGAGAGUCUCAUACCGGGCCUCGAGGCUCCAUUACCCCAACGCCUUGUGUCACAGACUGAGUCGAUUGCAUCCAACAGAACAGACUCUCUCACUGGGGAGGACUCUCUGCUUGACUGUUCUCUGCUUUCUAACCCUGCUGCUGACCUCUUGGAUGAAUUUGCUCCCGUAGCUUUCUCAGCUCAACCUCACAAAGAAGAUACUAACCUGAUAUCAGGCUUUGAUGCUCCUGAGGGCUCUGAAAAAGUGACAGAAGAUGAGUUUGACCCAAUUCCAGUGUUGAUAUCCAAAAAUUCACAAGGUGGGCAUUCUAGAAACAACAGUGGAAGCUCUGAGUCCAGUCUUCCCAACAUAGCCAGGUCUUUACUGCUGGUGGAUCAGCUCAUAGACCUGUAGCAGUGACACAGUAGCAGACGCAGUUUCUGUAACGUACCUAAUCCUCCGUUUUCAUUUCCAGAAGAGUUACCUUCAGUUGUGGUUCUUUUGGGCUUCCCCCCCCGCCCCCCUCCUUAAUUAAAAGAAAAACAAAUCUGCCAACAGGAGACAGUCACCCACCUUUCUCCCUGUCUUCCCAUGCCCUGCAGAAGAUUCUCUCUCAGUUCUCCAGGUAGUCUUCUCUAAAGUUGGUGGUAAAAACCUGUUGUGGUUCCUUCUGCACUGUCUUUGCUAGCCUAUGUCUAAAGGGAGCACCGUCCUUAGCUGCCCUGCUGACAUGUACACAUAGCACCAUGGAAAGCCUAACUGUAAAUUAAUCAGAUAAUCGUAGCUGAUGUAUGAUCCAUGUGUACAACAGACUCCUUUCUCCUUAGAGUAGUGCGUGAACAACUGUGUUUCAAUCUUUGCAUUUGUGUUUUUUGGAUUUGGUUUUUGUUUUGUUCCUGUUUUCUAAUGAAUGGGCAGGAGGAAGGGGACGGGUGAAAUGGGUAGGGACAUCCCUCUCCUGCAGAAUACAAGUUAGGAGAGCUGAUGUUUCUGAAUUGCCAGUAUAUGCUUCAGAGGAGGAAAAAGCACUGAACUCCUCUGAAGUAAGUCUUGCCUAGUACCUCUGGUGAUGGUGCAUAUGAAAAGAGUUUUCUGGACUGCCCCAGCUAAUGGUUUGCUGUUUAAC